CCGGUGUCCGGCUGCCGGCUCCGUCCCCAGCUCGCAGGCUCUGUCCCCAGCUCGCAGGAGAUCUGGACGCGCCCUCUGGCCCCGAGCGGGCACCAGCUCUCGCGUGACGGCCGGGAUCUUGACCGUCCCCGAUUCCCUCUGUCUUCGCUUCCUGACACCACCCAAAAGAAAUGAGUUACUUGAAGCACCCACGGCCCCACAAGGCAGCAGCGAGACAGGCAGAGACAGCCCCAGCCCCGCAGGAGGGCACGCAGGACCCCCCCUGCCUCUCCCAGGACCAGCAGGGGCCCCAGAGCAGCCUGUUCAACCAUUAUGAGGAGAAGGUGCGGCCCUGCAUCGACCUCAUCGACUCCCUGCGGGCCCUGGGCGUGGAGCAGGACCUGGCCCUGCCCGCCAUCGCCGUCAUCGGCGACCAGAGCUCGGGCAAGAGCUCCGUGCUGGAGGCCCUGUCGGGGGUCGCCCUGCCCCGAGGCAGCGGCAUCGUGACCAGGUGCCCGCUGGUGCUGAAGCUGAAGAAGCAGCUGCAGGGGGCGCCGUGGAGGGGGACCCUCAGCUACCGGACGGUGGUGCUCAGCCUGCAGGACCCCUCGCGGGUGGAGUCAGAGAUCAACAAAGCCCAGAACACCAUCGCUGGGCACGGUGUCGGCAUCAGCCACGAGCUCAUCACCCUGGAGAUCACCUCCCCCGAGGUCCCGGAUCUGACCCUCAUCGACCUUCCGGGCAUCACCAGGUUGGCUGUGGGGAACCAGCCCCCGGACAUUGGGGUGCAGAUCAAGAACCUCAUCAAGAUGUACAUCCAGAGGCAGGAGACCAUCAACCUGGUGGUGGUGCCCUGCAACGUGGACAUCGCCACUACUGAGGCGCUCAGCAUGGCGCGGGAGGUGGACCCCGACGGCGACAGGACCCUGGGGAUCCUGACCAAGCCCGACCUGGUGGACAAGGGAGCCGAGAAGAACGUGCUGAAUGUGGCUCAGAACCACGUGUUCCCCCUCAAGAAGGGCUACAUGAUCGUGAAGUGCCGGGGCCAGCAGGACAUCAUGAACAAGCAGAGCCUGGCCAAGGCCACCGAGAAGGAAAUCAGUUUCUUCCAGACGCACCCGCACUUCAGGGCUCUCCUGGAAAAUGGAAAGGCCACAGUGCCCCGCCUGGCAGAAAAGCUGACCGCCGAGCUCAUCUCACACAUCACUAAAUCGCUCCCGCUCUUAGACAACACAAUAAGGGAGAGCUACCAGCAGGCGACGGAGGAGCUGCGCCAGUGCGGGUCCAGCAUCCCCACCAGCGAGAGCCACAAGCUGUUGUUCCUGAUAGAGAAAAUAAAGGGGUUCAACCGUGACAUUGAAAAGUUAAUAGAAGGAGAAGAAACUGUAAAGGCGAAAGAGAUACGUUUAUGUAACCGAGUCAGAAAAGAGUUUAACAAGUGGGAGCUCAUCCUUCAAGACCAUAGGCAAAAAGUGAAAACCAUUGUCCACAAGGAGGUGUCCCAGUACGAGGAGCAGUAUCGCGGCAAAGAGCUCCCCGGGUUUGCCAGCUACAAGACCUUCGAGGCCAUCGUGCAGCAGUACGUGAGCCAGCUGGUCGAGCCCGCCCUCACCAUGCUGCACAACGUUGCGGAAAUGAUUGAGCUCAGUUUCAUCGACACAGCCAAAGAACGUUUUGGUGAUUUUCUGAACCUGCAUCAAGUAGUCCAGAGCAAGAUCAAAAGCAUCACACAGAAACAAGUGGGAGCAGCAGAAAACCUGAUCCGGCUUCAGUUCAGCAUGGAGCAGCUGGUCUACUGCGAUGACAGCAUCUACGGCCUGGUUCUGAGCAAGGUCCGGGAAGAGACGUUCAGCCCUGCGGUCCAGACUUUUGCGAGUCUGCAGGGCGCCCACCCUUCAAAGGCGAAAUCUCCGAUUUCCUCCUUCACUGAAAUCGGGGUGCACAUGACCGCGUAUUUCUUGGAAACCAGCAAUCGUCUCUCCAACCAAAUCCCGCUCAUCAUCCAGUACUUCGUCCUCAAGGAGAGCAGCGAAGACCUGCAGGGGGUGAUGCUGCAGGUGCUGCACGAGCGGGAGCACUACUCCUGGCUGCUGGAGGAGCACAGCGAGACCGCCAAGAAGAGGAUCUUCCUCACGGAGAAAAUCGACCGGCUGGCCCAGGCCCGGCAGGCGCUCUAUAAUUUCUCCAGCUCCAGGGGGUAGCUGCUGCUCCCCCUCAGGUCCUUCCUCCUUGCGCUGCCUGCGAGGGGUGGUGCAGGAGGCCCCUUCUCCUGUGGGCAGACCCUCCUCUUGCGCACCAGUCCUCUGGGGCGCUGCUCCUAGGCCCGCAGUUCUCGCCCUGCGCCCCACCUGCCUCCACCGCUGUGGCCCGGCCUGCCUCCCCCAGCGUGCCCUGCCCAUGGUCCUCGGAGGGGGGCAUCAGCAUCGUCCCUCUCGUUUCCAGCCCCUAGCGCGGCUCGUCGCUAUCAAGCGCUCAGUGGCGGCCACACCACAGACCAGCACGGAGUCCCAGCGGUGGGCUGUGGGGCUGGUGUCCCCGCCGGCCACUUUCAGAGGCAGUUGGCCUGGUCACCUGUGCGCCAUCCUCUGCUGGACCAUGUGUCCAGCCGGCCAGGAGCGACAGCCGAGGGACGCCACUCUGCUCCGAUGAGCCCCCACGGCAGUCUCGAGUCCUGCAAUUUGAUCCUUGAUAAGGAAAACCGUAUUUUGAAAAGCAUAGAGGUCACCGCUACGUCCGUCUCUGGACUGGAAGAACAGAGCUGCUUCCCCGACGGCGGCCUUCCCGGACGGGGUUCGGGCGCGAGUGACGCCACGGCCGCAGACUUCCCGCGCCGAGCCGGUGCCGCAGGUCAUGUGCACGAAGCCUGUGGUUCCGGACCCAAAACAUAGCAGAUCCUUUCCUGGUCAGGUUCCGCCGUCGCCACCCACAAGGCCUCCUUGCCCGGGCCCGCGCCCGAGCAGCCCCCACCCGCGCCUUCCCUCCAGCUCUCACCUGCAGUUCUUGGACGCUUUUUGAGCCAACCUCUGCGUCUGCUUUAGACACGAGCCCGGCUGCCUCCCACGGGCGGGUGUCCUGUUCCCAGUUCCCAGCACCGUUUGUGGAAAAGCCCGCCCUCUCCCGUGGGGCUCGACCGACCC
Messenger RNA from Talpa occidentalis (Iberian mole), 3116 nucleotides. It is a transcript of the gene MX2, whose product is annotated as MX dynamin like GTPase 2. Gene Ontology annotation, cellular component: microtubule; cytoplasm; membrane. Gene Ontology annotation, molecular function: GTP binding; microtubule binding; GTPase activity. Gene Ontology annotation, biological process: defense response to virus. Bases 171 to 2180 code for a protein of 669 amino acids. NCBI's taxonomy places the organism in Eukaryota, Metazoa, Chordata, Mammalia, Eulipotyphla, Talpidae. The transcript has 14 exons. The record is from RefSeq and is a predicted model, not a curated record.